AUGGCCGUAGGCUAUCCAAAGAGAGGGAGAAGAGCUGGCGUGAAGACAAGAGCCGAAGAAGCUAGGAAACAGUUUAACAUUCCUGUGAUUUCGUCCCCGUGUUUUCAGUAUGCAAAUCUGCAUUUGACGCGAGGAGUGAAUUUUAAUAACCUUAUCGCAGUUUCCAAGACGAAACCUAGCCAUCAAAACCGAGCGUCAGUCCAUUUCGUCCCUAGAGUAAUGCUAGCGAAUACUAUGUCCUUAGUUCCGAAGCUAGAUGAGGUUCAAAAACUCUUGUUACGGCUAAACGUUCAGGUCGGAUGCAUCGUGGAAUCUUGGCUGAAACAACAUAUUAAUGACUCUGUUGUAAACACUGAUGGUUAUAAUAUCGUCCGAAAGAUCGAUCCUCUCACGAACAUGGCGGCGUAUGUAUAUAACAUUCAAGAUCAUAUCAAGUUCGAAAUCCCCGAAAAUUUACAAUGCUGCAACGAUCACGAAAUAAUAUGGCUGAAGCUUAAUCCACCAAGAACCCCUUGCGGGUUUUCGUGUAUAAUAUUUGGCCUUGUUUACUACCCC
Pocillopora meandrina is the source of this 555-nucleotide messenger RNA. The record is from the annotation of a GenBank genome assembly. NCBI's taxonomy places the organism in Eukaryota, Metazoa, Cnidaria, Anthozoa, Scleractinia, Pocilloporidae.